Molecule: messenger RNA, 1239 nt
Organism: Emys orbicularis (European pond turtle)
Lineage: Eukaryota; Metazoa; Chordata; Testudines; Emydidae
Gene: RAB4A
Product: RAB4A, member RAS oncogene family
Exons: 8
Coding region: 191-847 (218 amino acids)
Biological process (GO): Rab protein signal transduction; vesicle-mediated transport; regulation of endocytosis
Cellular component (GO): postsynaptic recycling endosome; plasma membrane; insulin-responsive compartment
Molecular function (GO): GTP binding; GTPase activity
Source: RefSeq, a predicted model, not a curated record
UGCCCGUUCCAAGCCAGUUGCUGCUGCUGCUGAGGAAGCUUCUCGGGUUGGGGGGUUUGUAGCGGCGGCCGCUGUUGGGACUCGCCCCGCCCCCCCCCGCCCUUUGUACCUGGCGGCCUGAGGCGCCCCCAGCCCCUCGCUCAGCACCAGCCGAAGGCGCGGGAGGAGGUGGAGGCGCGACGCUUCCAAAAUGUCGCAGACAGCCAUGUCCGAGACCUACGAUUUCCUCUUUAAAUUCUUGGUUAUUGGAAAUGCUGGAACUGGCAAGUCCUGUUUACUUCAUCAGUUUAUUGAGAAGAAAUUCAAAGAUGACUCAAAUCAUACUAUAGGAGUGGAAUUUGGUUCAAAGAUAAUAAAUGUAGGGGGUAAAUAUGUAAAAUUACAGAUAUGGGACACAGCAGGACAAGAGAGAUUCAGGUCUGUAACAAGAAGUUACUACAGAGGUGCAGCGGGUGCUUUGCUUGUCUAUGACAUUACCAGCCGAGAAACCUACAACGCACUUACUAAUUGGUUGACGGAUGCAAGGAUGUUAGCAAGUCAAAAUAUUGUUAUCAUACUGUGUGGGAACAAAAAGGAUCUCGAUGCAGAUCGUGAAGUUACUUUUUUAGAAGCAUCCAGGUUUGCACAAGAAAAUGAGCUGAUGUUUUUGGAAACAAGUGCACUAACCGGGGAGAAUGUUGAAGAGGCCUUUGUACAGUGUGCAAGAAAAAUACUUAAUAAAAUUGAAUCAGGUGAACUGGAUCCAGAAAGGAUGGGCUCAGGAAUUCAGUAUGGAGAUGCUGCCUUGAGACAGCUGAGAUCCCCACGUAGAGCACAGGCUCAAAGUGCUCAAGAAUGUGGCUGUUAAAAAAAACACAACAAAACAAACUGAACACUUGUUCUAGAAACAAAAGAUGUCCAUGGAAUUGGUGUGUGUAGCAACAACUGACGCAGCUUGAAGGCUAUGCAGUUUUUUAAAAACAUCGUUACUACUGUAUGUGAACAGAAAAAACACUGCUGGAAAAACAGUACUGUAUGGUGGUAGGCAAGAAUGUGCAUAUGACAUAGCAGACUGCAAAACAAACCUGACAAUUCAGUGGACAAUACGAAGACUCACCUGUAUGUAAACAUUUUCCGUUACAUAUUUUUGUCACUCACCUUUAAAGUAUUGCUGUAUACUGUAUAUAAUGUAACAGUAAAUUUCCAAAGCAUGAUAUACUUAUGUUUGAUAUAAUAAAUGUUGCACUAAAAGCAAUUAUA